AUGCAUCCAGUGAAAGGUGAAAUCCAUGAGAAGAAGGUCAUGCUGAGCGUCUGGUGGGGAGUUCAUGGAAUCUACCGUUACGAACUGCUGCCGGACAACACGACAGUCACUUCCGAGGUCUACUGCGCUCAACUGCAAAGACUGGCCAACAAAAUCCGCAAUGAGCACCCGAAGCUCGUCAAUGUUCGCGAAAAUUCUGGAGCUUGGAUAGGAAAUUCUACCGCACCCACCGUACAGCCCGGAUCUGGCCCCCAGCGAUUACCACCUCUUUCGAUCGCUUCAGCAUCACCUGGAUGCGAAACGCUACGAUGA
Messenger RNA from Necator americanus (New World hookworm), 312 nucleotides. RefSeq lists its product as uncharacterized. Gene Ontology annotation, molecular function: nucleic acid binding. The record is from RefSeq and is a predicted model, not a curated record. The transcript has a single exon. Bases 1 to 312 code for a protein of 103 amino acids. NCBI's taxonomy places the organism in Eukaryota, Metazoa, Nematoda, Chromadorea, Rhabditida, Ancylostomatidae.